AAAACAAAACUAUAAACAAUACCAACAAAAAUGUCUUCUCCAUAUCCUUAUGAUUAUUUUCGUUCAUGGAUGGAUAAACCGAGAUACAAUCCUGAGACAGGCAAACUUACAGAAGAGUUCAAAGAAGGUCUUAGGCAAUUCAUGUUAUUCGCAUCAAACCAGGACAUAACGCUACAAACAGGUAUUAUGUUAUGUCCUUGUCCAAAUUGUCGGAAUUAUAGAAAUCUCGAGGUAGCUUUAGUAAAGAAGCACUUGUUUAAGAAUGGAUUUAUGCCGGGUUAUAAGAUAUGGUAUUCGCAUGGAGAGAGUGAGUCAAUGCUAGAUUAUGGUAGUACUAGUCAACAUUAUCUUCCGGAUAGUGUAGAGGAACCAUCAACGGAAGUAGACGUAGGUACAUUUCAGAUGGUGAAUGAUGCGUUUAGGGAAAAUGCACCGUCUUUCGCUCAGGAUGAAGAUAGAGUAGAGGAACCGAAUAUAGAAGCUAGGAGAUUUUUUGAUAUGUUAGAUGCAGCUAAUAUGUCUUUGUACGAUGGUUGUAAGAAGGGUCAUUCACCAUUAUCAGCUGCAACUAGGUUGAUGGGCAUAAAGACGGAUUGGAAUUUGGCUGAGGGUUGUGUGGAUGCGAUUACUGAUUUUGUGAAAGAAAUUUUGCCCGAAGAUAAUCUUUCACCAGCUUCGUACUAUGAGGUGCAGAAACUUGUAGCUGGGCUUGGCUUGCCAUAUCAAGUGAUAGACGUGUGCAGUGAUAAUUGUAUGAUUUAUUGGAGAGAAGACGAAGGUCGCACUUCAUGUCGUUUCUGUCGUAAACCUCGGUAUCAGGACACUAGUGGAAGAGUUCCCAUACCAUAUAAACGGAUGUGGAUUUACUUGGGUCAAGUACGCUUUGAAUAUCCUAACAUGAGUGAGGAUGACAUUCAAAAACUCAAGCAGACUGAGUUUUGUCAUUGGUUGAAAUUCUACGUUACAACUAUGUCUUCUAGAGGUCAAUCAAUUCCUACAUGGUUAGUGGAGUUCGUUAAUGGGCCGUUAUAUGUUGCGGAAGCGUAUCCCAUGUAUUGUACUCGUGGUUACGCUUUUAAAAUUCUUCGACCCAAGAAGAUUAGGCCGACUUGGCUACAAGUGAUGGAAGAAACCCACACUAGCAAGAAAACCGGACAGAUUCAAGACCUUAUUAACGAAGAGCGGAUCGAGAGGAUUAAGUUGCGAAAGGUGGAUCGGCAGACGCAACUAUCCCAAGAUGGCUCAACGUCUUCAACCGAUAUACCCCGCGAGGAAAUCAACCGAUUGUGUAUCGAGGAGAUUCCCUUAAUCAAGGGCCGCCGACCCGGUUUAGGAAGCCUUGUGUCCAAGGACGGGAGUGUCUCUUCGGUAUUUCCUCGUGACAACAAACUUGUUCAACAAGUUGAAGAUCUUAACCGUGUCAUUAAAGAAAAAGAUGCGGUGGUCGAAGAAUUGAAGCAACAAAAUGUCGAGAUUAAGGAACAGUUCGCCGUGACCCAAGUGACACUCACCAAUCUUCAAACGUUCUUGGCGUCUCAAUUUCCCGGACAGUUCCCUCCACCAUGAUUUGUUCUUUUCUUUUUUUGAACAUUUUUUUUUUGUCAACUAACAUUUUCUGUUUAUGUAAAAUAUUGGUGGUUUAUUUUGGAUAAUUUAGUAAUUUUGGAAUUGUUUUUUUUUUAAGAUUAUUAUCUAAAUUUAAUUACAGAAUUAAUAAUUGGAGUAACUAAAA
Messenger RNA from Arabidopsis arenosa, 1732 nucleotides. Lineage: Eukaryota; Viridiplantae; Streptophyta; Magnoliopsida; Brassicales; Brassicaceae. The record is from the annotation of a GenBank genome assembly.